UUUGAAGGGGAGCGAAGAAGCAGGCUUGGACUGGAUUCUGCUGAGCAGGACAUGCAGACAGACUUGGUACUAAUGAACGUAGGAACAGCAGAUGCAGAUCAGAGGCAGGUGUGCAUGUCUUAGCUGAGGGACCUAUGCAGGCUGUGGAGGAAAAUGCUGAGAGUUUAGUUUCUGCACUAGUUGAGGCUCCUGUCAAUCACUCCGGGUCCACUGUAUACAGAAGGAAAAUACAUGUGUUGUAUUUGAAAAGUCCAUAAGAUAAAGGCGCAAUUAAAAGGAAGACACACGGAAAUCAUGGAUGGACUAGAUGAUGUUACAGUAUCAGUUCUAAAUGCUGCCAACAUAGAUGAGGUUUUAAUCCACACCCUCAGUCGUGAUGAUUUAAGAGAUCUUUUUCCUGGUCCAGAAAACUUUCUCAGGAGGAAACAGCUGUGGGCUUAUCUUCACAAAGAGGCAAGUUUUUGCUGCCUUUGAUCUAAAAACGUGUAGUGCAGUUUUGUUUGUAACACCUACAAUAUUUAUGUUUUGAAUUAUUUUCUUAGGAGGACUAUUCCACCUUACCAGACAAAGCUGGCCCUGGUGAAGCAGGAACUAGGUCUUCACCUAAAGGAACACCUCCAUCUCCCCAGACAUCCACUCCUUUGGUAAAGAAAACCCCAGAGAAGACUCUACAGCUUCCCAGUCCUCCUGAAUAUGUUAUCUAUACAGAUGGUGAGCUGGAACUAGCUCGGAAACACUAUUUUGAGAUGGCCUGCACUGGUAGAGAGGGAGAAGCUGCCAUGUCCAAAGAGCUGAGAUGCAGGCUGGUGAGAAACACUGUCACCAGCAUGAUUUCAAUCUUGAGAGCAAGUCGACAAGGAGAGGAGUUACGAUACCCGUCCAAGUACGAUGUUACUGCCAUGGCUAAGAAACUAGUGGAGUAUUAUCCCAUGCUACAGGAUAACAACUUACCUGCCAAAUAUACGAGCAUGUACAGUUAUCUUCAGAAGAGGAUCCUGAAUAUUAAGUCCCCUCGAAAGAGGCAGGGUCCCACACCAGAGAGGGGCCGUUCAAAAAAAAGGCACCACAUUGAGUUCUCACCAAGUGACCAGGGAGAAGAUGAUGAUGCAGAUUCAAGUGGCGGAUCAACGAUUCUUUUGCCACCAGUGAGCAGUUCUGAUGGCGACAGUUCAGUCAACAUGGAUAGUCUAGCAACACAGGCCAGGCAUUACAAGACUCUGCAGGACCUGUAUAUGAAGCCAAAACCCAACCGAGAUGCUGUUUGCCAAAUUCUUGACCUUGAGUUUCAAUCAAGAAGAGCCUUCAUUGACAGCAAUGUUCUGAAAGAAGAAGAUAGGCCAACAAAGAUUCUAGAGGCAUAUCCAUGUUUCAAGGAGCUUCACAAUGUGAUGGAUGAGCUACGGCGGAUCCUGGAUAAGAACAACAACAAAUUCAUAACUGAAGUAAAGGCAAGAUGGGAGGACUUCUGCUCCAUGGUUCAGUUUUAUGGUCUUUGGAAGAAGGUGUUAAAGCCACCGAUGAACCAAAAUAGAGUGGAAUGCAACAUCGCCCUGUUUAGGGCACUCCCCACACUCUUCCCCUCACCAACUGCGCCACCCAAGAAGCUGGGACAUGCCAGUGAGGCAUUGCUUCAUGUCCUUCAGCCAACAGAAGAUCCAGCCAUCUACCUUCAGAGGAGAUCUCUCUUCAGCCCUGUUUUGCUCUUUGAUGGGUCCCACUGUAUUAUGGCAAUUGGAACCACACCCAUCACCACAUUUGCUGAAGAAGACCUCCAUCAAGGUUUGCUGUAUGUGAUGGCAUACUACUACACCUUGCAUCUCACAUAUCCAAAGUGUGUGGCAACCCUGCUGUCUGUCAUUCAGACUGAAGUGUUAAAGGACAGUAUCCAUGAGCGAGACACCACAGGCUCAUACAAAAAAGCCAUGGCAGAGUGGAAGGCUUUUAUUCAGGAGUAGAGUUGUACAGGUACACGACUUUCAUGUCUGUGUUGGAAAGUUUUAACCUAACAUAAGAGCUGUAAAAAGACAUUUAAAUUCUUCAUUUUUGUUUAUCUAAUACAAACACAUCUUCUGUUCUUCAAAUGUUCUGCUUUAUAAUGUGAGUUUCAGUAGCUUUAAAUGUUGAUUAGAGUUAAUUAAUUUUACCAGUUUUUAGUUGUAAUUGAAAGUUACUAUUAGUUCAAUGACACCAUGUAUAAUGUAUAGCAUUACUUGCAUUACAACCUCAACAUUACCAUUUCUGUGUGGGUUUGUUUUGCACAUUCAUGUGUGCAAUGCUGUAUACUAUUGUUGCUAUUUGGAGAAGCAAUUUAA
Messenger RNA from Archocentrus centrarchus (flier cichlid), 2312 nucleotides. RefSeq lists its product as uncharacterized. The coding region runs from base 747 to 1955 and encodes 402 amino acids. NCBI's taxonomy places the organism in Eukaryota, Metazoa, Chordata, Actinopteri, Cichliformes, Cichlidae. The record is from RefSeq and is a predicted model, not a curated record. The transcript is spliced from 9 exons.